Molecule: messenger RNA, 2299 nt
Organism: Hordeum vulgare subsp. vulgare (domesticated barley)
Lineage: Eukaryota; Viridiplantae; Streptophyta; Magnoliopsida; Poales; Poaceae
Product: protein ZINC INDUCED FACILITATOR-LIKE 1-like
Exons: 17
Coding region: 464-1948 (494 amino acids)
Biological process (GO): transmembrane transport
Molecular function (GO): transmembrane transporter activity
Source: RefSeq, a predicted model, not a curated record
UCUCAUCCUCGCCCUCUCCGUCCGGUCUUGUGUCCCUCCAGCCUUUCUUUCAUCCAAGCAACCCCGUUCCGUUAAUAAUCAAUACUAAUUGCGUAACGGAAAUUCCAGUCCCUCCACUUGCUGCGAGUACGGUCAUCUCUGACGUCAGGACGUGAGGAUGCGACUCUAGCCAAGCCAUCGACCGCGACGCGAGCCCCCCGGCGACUUCGCGCGCGGGGCAAGGAGUGGCAUGCCUAGCAAAUAAAGCGGGGAAUGCCGCGGACGGACGGCGUUUCGGCGUGGCCGAUUUCGCUUUGGCGUCGUGUUUCCCCAUUCGGGCUUGUAGCCAGUCCGGCCGGGGAAAGGGCGGCGGCAUUGCGCUGAUUGGCCUCGCUUCCGAGCCCGAGCUCCUCUUAUUUAUUUAUCGCGAGGGGCGGGGGAGGGUUCGAUUCGAUUCGAUUGGGCGGGUGGCAGACUGGCAGCGAUGUCGGCGAAUGCGGAGGAGGAGGAGGGGACUUCGCCGUUGCUGAGCAAGGAGGAGCGACACUACCACCCGGGCUGCCCGGGCUGCGACCACGACCGGACCAAGGAGCUCCAGACCGGGCUGCCCUACAAGGAAUUCGCCUACGUCUGGAUGAUCUGUCUCACCACCGCUUUACCAAUAUCGUCAUUGUUCCCCUUCUUGUAUUUCAUGAUAAGAGACUUGCAUGUUGCAAAAAGAACAGAAGAUAUAGGGUUCUAUGCUGGUUUUGUAGGUGCUUCUUUUAUGUUUGGUAGAUGUUUGACUUCAACUCUUUGGGGAAUAGCAGCAGAUCGUAUUGGGAGGAAGCCUGUUGUUGUGUUUGGCAUUCUCUCUGUGGUGAUAUUUAAUACUUUGUUUGGGCUUAGUGUCACCUAUUGGAUGGCAAUAGCUACAAGGUUUCUCCUUGGCGCUUUAAAUGGCUUACUUGGACCAAUGAAGGCUUAUGCUAUUGAAGUUUGCCGACCUGAACAUGAACCUCUAGCACUAUCACUUGUCAGCACGGCAUGGGGUAUAGGUCUCAUCAUUGGUCCUGCUCUUGGAGGCUACCUUGCACUGCCUGCAGAAAAAUACCCAAAUAUAUUUUCGCCUGACUCAUUGUUUGGAAGGUUCCCGUACUUCUUACCAUGCUUAUGCACAUCAGUCUUUGCUGCCAUUGUUCUGAUAAGCUGCAUAUGGAUGCCGGAGACGUUACACAAGCAUAAGGUCAGUGAUGAUGGAAAUCAAAGCGUUGAAGCUUUGGAGGCCCAUCUGAUUGAUCCAAAAGAGGAGGUUGGACAAAGUAAUAGUUCGAAUACCAAGAAGAGCUUAUUCAAGAAUUGGCCAUUGAUGUCAUCUAUAAUUGUUUAUUGCAUAUUCUCCUUCCACGACAUGGCUUAUACAGAGGUGUUCUCUCUGUGGGCUGAAAGUGACAGAAAGUAUGGUGGACUGAGUUUAUCAUCUGAAGAUGUAGGUCAGACACUUGCAAUUACAGGUGCCAGUCUUCUUGUGUAUCAACUAUUUAUGUAUCCAUCCAUCAUUAAAGUUCUUGGACCUAUCAAAUCUUCUCAGAUUGCAGCUGUUCUGUGCAUACCUAUUCUCUUUGCUUACCCCUACAUGACGUACCUGUCAGGACCUGGAUUAUCGAUCGUACUGAAUAUUGCAUCAGUAAUAAAAAAUAAUCUUGGUGUUACCAUCAUCACAGGCACUUUCAUCCUUCAAAACAAUGCCGUGCCCCAGAACCAAAGAGGAGCAGCAAAUGGAUUAGCCAUGACUGGAAUGUCCUUUUUCAAGGCAGUUGCCCCUGCAGGCGCCGGCAUUGUGUUCUCGUGGGCGCAGAAACGCCAACAUGCUUUCUUCUUUCCAGGUGACCAGAUGGUGUUCUUUCUGCUGAACAUCAUCGAGCUCCUUGGACUUGUCCUCACAUUCAGACCCUUCCUGGCCGUGCCAGAGCAGUAUGAAAGAAACUAGUCUUCCCGCGUGUAAUUAUUAUAGAAUGUUUUGGAUUAUUACUGAGACGAUGACGACUCAUGCGGCCCCGCAGCCGCGAGGAAAAGGGCUCAAGGGUGCCCUUGCACCAGGACAAGAGGUGAUGACUUGUACUUGUGUGUAACAUAUAUAUGUUGUAGCAGCACCUCAGAAUGGAGGUGGUGCAUAUAUAUACAUGCUGUCUGGUAUAUAAAUGGUGGCCAGUUAAGUUGGUUGUUUGCCAUUAGUUAGGUAGCAGCAACAUUUGUAAAACUACUAUACAAUGCAAGAGACUGUACUAGCUGGGAAGAAAUAAUCUGGUGGAAAUUAAUGGCAUCGGCAUAGUUCUUGUCC